CCUCCGAGCGAGAGGUUAACGCGAUCGGAAUAAUGGAGCCGCGGAACGAAAAGGAAGAAGGAGAGCGACUCGAAGAAGCGAUGGGAGGGUUUGAAGAGAGUAAAGAGAAAUCGGCGGAGAUGAGCCGUAAGGAGAAACGAAAAGCGAUGAAGAAGAUGAAGAGGAAGCAGGUGAGGAAGGAGAUAGCGUCGAAAGAGAGAGAGGAGGCGGAAGCCAAAUUAAACGAUCCGGCGGAGCAGGAGAAGCUGAAGGCGAUUGAGGAAGAGGAGGAGCGGAAGAGAGAGAAGGAGCUGAGAGAGUUCGAGGAGAGUGAGAGAGCUUGGAGAGAGGCUAUGGAGAUUAAGAGGAAGAAAGAGGAAGAGGAAGAAAGGCGUUGGAAGGAGUUAGAGGAGUUGAGAAAGCUUGAGGCUAGUGGGGAUGAUGAAUGUGGUGAGGAUGAUGAUGGUGAAUAUGAAUAUAUUGAAGAAGGGCCUCCAGAGAUUAUAUUCCAGGGUAAUGAGAUCAUUCUGAGGAAGAACAAAGUGAAGGUUCCAAAGAGAUCUGUAGCUCAGGUGGAAGGAAAUGAGAUUGCUGACAGGCCUACAUCGAACCCUCUACCUCCGGGAACAGAAGCUUUUCCAAAGAAUCAUAAUGUUAGCUCUGCUCAGCAGAUUCUGGAUAGUGUUGCACAGGAAGUACCCAACUUCGGAACUGAGCAGGAUAAAGCUCAUUGUCCUUUCCAUUUAAAGACUGGAGCUUGUCGGUUUGGCCCGCGUUGCAGCAGGGUUCAUUUCUACCCGGAUAAAUCGUGCACUAUACUUAUGAAGAACAUGUAUAACGGUCCUGGCAUUGCUUGGGAGCAGGAUGAGGGGCUUGAGUAUACAGAUGAGGAAGCUGAACAAUGUUACGAAGAAUUUUAUGAAGAUGUUCAUACGGAGUUUCUGAAGUAUGGAGAACUUAUUAAUUUCAAGGUAUGUAGAAAUGGCUCAUUCCACUUGAAGGGAAAUGUGUAUGUACACUACAGAUCAUUGGAAUCAGCUAUGCUUGCCUACCAAUCCAUCAAUGGUCGAUAUUUUGCUGGUAAACAGGUGAACUGCGAAUUUGUAAACAUCUCAAGAUGGAAAGUCGCCAUAUGCGGGGAGUUCAUGAAGUCGAGGCUUAAAACUUGCUCUCGUGGAUCUGCUUGCAACUUCAUCCAUUGUUUCCGAAACCCUGGUGGAGACUAUGAAUGGGCUGACUUUGACAAACCACCUCCGAGAUUCUGGAUUCGCAAAAUGGCCGCUUUAUUUGGUUAUUCAGAUGAAGACUUGAAGCACAUGGAGCGUGAAUAUUCAGGGUCGUUGAGUGAGUUUAGAUCAGACCAACCAUCAGAUUCACAGAGGCAAGCUUCAAGAAGAUCUAGAUCGAGGGACCAUGAUCAUGUGAACGUUGGAUCUAAACCUUCUUAUAGGAGCCGUAAGAAUCAUGGUGAUACUCGGGACAGCUCUCGUGGACACAAACUUAGUAGGCAUGAAGAGAACUGUCAUGGAAGUCCUAGCAGUACUAGAGACGGUAGUUUAGAGAGGGAGAUUUAUAAAGAGCAACGGCAUGCUAAAGAGACAUCGCGUCAUGAAAGCAAAUGGUCUGAACACUCUCCUACACAUCGGGGGAUGAGGAAAAGAAUCCACGAGAGCUAUUCCGAUGAUGAUUCAGGAGAUGACGACGGCAAGGGAGAGACGGAUCACAAACGGAAAAGCUCAAGGCGUUAUGGCAGAAGAGAAUCAAAUUCAGAAGUUCAAGAACGGCUGGACGAUGAAGAGGACACGAGGUGCCAUUGGUCUAGUUCUGACAGGAGGUCAAGGAAAGAAGAUCACAGGGAAGGAUCAUUAGGUGAUCAGGAGGAGAGUCAUGCAGUUGGUGAAAAGUCGCAGAGGGAAAGAAGCAGCUCAAGACAUUCGCACGAGGGAGACUCGAGUGGAAGUAGACAUCGUCCGCAUAAAAGAUCAGACCUUAGAGACAAGGACGGAAAUGAGAGGAAAAGAAGUGUGGAGACCAGUCCACGAGAUAAAGAUAGGGACAAGAGCAAGCAGAGACGUAGAUACAAGACCGGUGAUCCUGAUUAUGAUCGAAGCAGGAAUGGAAAGAGAGAGAAUGUAAGUGGUUCAUCAAGUGAUGAGAAGAGAGAAGAAAGACACAAAGAGAGAUCUGGUAGUAGCCAUAGGAAACGAAGAAGGUCAUCACACGAGCAGACUCCAAAGGAACCAGAGGAGAUUGAGCGUUGGAGACCAAUAUGAUCGAUCAUCUUUCAUCAUCUCUUUAUUUUAUCUCCUUUGUAUUUCAUCACAUGUUUGAGUUUUUUUUAGGCGAGAAUUAAAUGAAGUUUUACGUUAAAAAUAAAUAAUUUUAAAGAUAA
Molecule: messenger RNA, 2371 nt
Organism: Brassica oleracea var. oleracea
Lineage: Eukaryota; Viridiplantae; Streptophyta; Magnoliopsida; Brassicales; Brassicaceae
Product: zinc finger CCCH domain-containing protein 5
Exons: 9
Coding region: 33-2252 (739 amino acids)
Biological process (GO): mRNA splicing, via spliceosome
Cellular component (GO): U2AF complex; spliceosomal complex
Molecular function (GO): metal ion binding; pre-mRNA 3'-splice site binding
Source: RefSeq, a predicted model, not a curated record